UAAUACACACCGCGCACUAAAUCAUGCACCACACAGUGACUGACAGUAUCAAUGUUUUGAGUCUUUUGAGACAAUAUCAAGGCAGUUUCAUUGAUGUGAAUUAGUUCCUGUUUGGAAACAUACAUUUCCUACCCAAACUAUGUCAUCGAGUGAACCAGAGGCCGCAGCCCCAUUAGCACAAUCAGGACACGAUGAUCAUGGAUAUGUCAUCCCAUGUAAGAAGAUUAAAAAUCCCAUGACGCUGGGUGCAUGGGAGAAGUCUCAGACAUACAGCGACUUCUUGGGCUUCAUUCAUACAUUGAGUGAAUCAGUCAAAGGCAUCAAGAUCAGUGAGGCCGGUGAACCCUCUGAGACUUGUGCAAAAUUACUGUCAUUGUUGGAGACAUUAAACCAUUGGAUUGAUGAGAUACCACCGACGGAUCAACCGCAAAGAUUUGGUAAUAAAGCCUUCAGAGACUGGCAUAAACGACUAUCAGAUAAUUCAGAGUCCAUAAUCUUAACAGUAAUGCCUGUAGAGCAUCACAAGGCGGUCAUAGAACUCAAGGCCUACUUGGAAGAUUCUUUCGGCAACUCUGUUAGGAUCGACUAUGGAUCUGGACAUGAGAUGAACUUUGCAGCCUUCCUCUGUUGUCUCUACAAGCUGAGGGUCUUAACAGAUACUGACUCUAAGGUUGUGGCAUUAAACAUUUUUAACAGGUAUCUAGAGCUGGUCAGGAGAUUACAGACGACAUAUCGUAUGGAGCCAGCAGGAAGCCAUGGAGUAUGGGGUCUAGAUGACUUCCAGUUUAUACCAUACAUCUGGGGCAGUGCACAACUAAUUGAUCACCCCAGUAUACAACCGAAGGAUUUCCACGACUGUGGAGUCGCACAAUCUAACGCCAAGGAAUACAUGUACAUGAGAUGUAUAGAGUAUAUUCAUCAGUGUAAGAAUGGUCCGUUCUUUGAGCACUCACCAACUCUAUGGGGAAUGACCAGCGUUCAACACUGGCAGAAAAUCAACACAGGUCUGAUGAAGAUGUACAAAGCAGAGGUAUUGAUCAAAUUUCCCAUAGUACAGCACUUUCUCUUUGGUACCAUCUUGACCCUUGACCCAGCAACAUGAAGACCUGCUCGCUAUUGGAUAACCCAGGACGAUGUUCUUGUAUUUCUAUCAUACAAGAUGGCAGCUCAUUGGAGUCGAGUCUAGUUGAAAUAGAAAAUAAACUAAAUUUAACUCAUAUUAUAUGAACUCUAGCAGAAUCAGCACAGUGCCUGUAAAUUAAUGAAUGGAAUGAGUUGCAUUUAUAAUAUGUAAAUUGGGUGUGACCUUUAUGCAAAUUUAGGACAUGACCCGUCUCCAUGGAGGGGAUCACAUUACCCUAUAUUUAAAUUGCAGAAAGCAUUUAGCAUUGCUUAUUAAUUUCGAUGCUUAUAGAAAGUAAGAGUCAUACUUCCUAAUUAAUUGUUUUUGAGGGAAGAGACACUUAACAGCCUGGGGAGGAGGUUGAGUGACGACAAAGCCUAGGCCUAACCAUUCAAUAAGUAUUUCUAAUGUGUACCUAAGAUUCAAGAAUAUUGAAUAGUUCUUGCAGGCUUCUUACACUUGCACUUCCCACUGGAAAAUUCAUUGUAGUCUGUAUGGAGCAUAUGAAGGGGCACCAAGGCCAAGACUAUGGCGACAUUUUGGCCACGGCCUCAUUGGCUUCUGUGUAAUUGUAGGAUUGUUUUUGUCUGAUGUACGUGUAGUUUGAUACUGUGACAAACCACAAGAGGGGUAGGGGAUUCACUACACAGGAAAAAACGUACACAUUGGACUGUAUGUAGAGAGGGGUGGGGGAUUCACUACACAAGGAAUACAUACACAUUGGACUGUAUGUAAAACCCUAAAAUUCUUGUGAAAGUUUAAGUUGGAGUUGGUGCAGUUAAGUGUUUGCAAGGCAACUGAAAAACAUCAAAGUACACAAAGGACUGGGUUUUUUUAUCUGAUGAGAGUGGGGCUUAAAGUACUGUUUCUUUCCUUACUGAGCUCUAUGGCAUUUUAAAUAUGACACCUUUGUCAAUGUGUUUUGUUUUAUGUGUUCUCAGAACAUGUACUGGAAAUCAGUUUACUGAUGUUGAUGACACAUAAUGUCCUCUACUUUGUUUCAGUUCUCAGAUAAAUGGGAUUCUGUUCAAACAUGGUUUAGAUUUGAUCCAAAUAAAUGAUUUGAAGUUGAAA
This is a messenger RNA of Asterias rubens (European starfish), 2197 nucleotides long. Its product is annotated as serine/threonine-protein phosphatase 2A activator-like. Bases 140 to 1102 code for a protein of 320 amino acids. The record is from RefSeq and is a predicted model, not a curated record. The transcript has 9 exons. Gene Ontology annotation, cellular component: protein phosphatase type 2A complex; cytoplasm; nucleus. NCBI's taxonomy places the organism in Eukaryota, Metazoa, Echinodermata, Asteroidea, Forcipulatida, Asteriidae. Gene Ontology annotation, biological process: mitotic spindle organization. Gene Ontology annotation, molecular function: protein tyrosine phosphatase activator activity; peptidyl-prolyl cis-trans isomerase activity.